Paraglomus occultum is the source of this 1356-nucleotide messenger RNA. The record is from the annotation of a GenBank genome assembly. NCBI's taxonomy places the organism in Eukaryota, Fungi, Glomeromycota, Glomeromycetes, Paraglomerales, Paraglomeraceae.
AUGGACGUAGAUUCCGAUAAUAAUGACAUCUCCUUUUCACCUGAAGCGCUUAAACGGUUGAAAAAAAUCAAGCCAUCAGCAUAUUCGUCCUUAUGGAGUUCCAUCCAAGGUGUACAUCCGGUUGUGUUGAACCAUCGCCCUGCCAAAGCAUAUGACAUUCCAAUAUAUCUCUAUCAUCCUAUAUUUAAUUAUUUCAUGACUCAGUGUGAGUCAUGCCGAGUAGAUGUUCAAGAUGAAAAGUUUGCUAUUAAUAUUUCCACGGAAAUGUGCAAAGCCUUUGACAAUGAGGACAAGCGGAAGAUGGCAUUUAUUGAUCUCGUACGAAACUAUCUAACUAAUUAUAGCUUUAAUGCCAACAAAAUAGGUGCAUAUGAGACUGAUGGACAUAUAGCAGUGACCAUUGAGGGUGAAGAUAUAAUUUUAGCUCUCUUAGAAGUCAAAUCCGAAUUUGGAAAGGGCCAUGGGUGUGCGUUUCUUCAAGCUACUGCAUACUAUUCACAGCACGUGGUGGAUGCAAAAGAAAAUCAACUCAAGUAUUAUCAGAGAACAUGUUGCCCCAUGUUUAUUUUAUAUCUGGCGGGUCCGUUUCUUGGCUUCGCUGGUGCCAUCUGUACUGACUUACCCGUAUGUGAUCCCCUUGGUCCAGUGAUUCCAUUGUUUUAUCUUCCAAAUGAGUAUCCAACCAUGCUCAGAAUGGCUCGAACAUUCAAAGCUUUUAAGCAAAGUAUUUACAAUCUCCAUGAAUCUUAUCGUCAGAAAAUGUCUGCAUCAGAUGAUAGUGUCCGUUGGGAGGCAGCUUUCCCAUAUGUCCGAGAAUUCUGGAAUCUUGAGUCAGCUAGUAAUCCUACUUCAUUCACUUACAUACGCCGCCUUAUUGAUAAAAAACCACUAUAUGUAGCAAAAACAGCAGAUCGUCUGGUAUUUGUCAAGUUUACCAUGCGAUAUGGACGACAAGCUCACGUUAAUUUAGCUGAAAAAGGAUUUGCACCGGCAUUGUUGGGGUUUGAAGAACUUGAUAGAGGCUGGAAAAUGGUGGUAAUGGAGUAUUUACCAGACAAUGAAUGGAGGAUGCUGACAGAUGUUGAUGACAGAGCAGGGGUAAAGGAUAACGUUGUUGCAGUGAUGAACUCGUUCCAUGACUUGGGAUAUGCACAUGGCGAUUUGAGGGGCGAAAAUAUUAUGGUUGCAGAUGAUGGACGAGUAAAGAUCGUAGAUUUUGAUUGGGCCGGAUUGGCAGGUCAGAUUAAAUAUCCUCAUUUUAUGAACCCAGAAAUUCGAUGGCACAUUAAUGCUCAACCGGCUAAACCUAUACUGACUGAACAUGAUGUACAUCUGCUCAACAGCUACUUUAUUUGA